Messenger RNA from Candidula unifasciata, 1905 nucleotides. The record is from the annotation of a GenBank genome assembly. NCBI's taxonomy places the organism in Eukaryota, Metazoa, Mollusca, Gastropoda, Stylommatophora, Geomitridae.
AUGGCCGAGCCGAUCCUACUGCAGCCCGUUGAUUAUGUUGUAACUACGCUAAUGUUGUUGUUUCCUCUGGGCAUUGGUGUUUAUUUCGCUGUCAAAGAUUCCAAGAAUGCCACCAGAGAUGAGUACUUGUUGGGUGGACGACGUAUGUCCAUGCUGCCCGUGGCCUUGUCCAUGUUUGUCACGUUCAUUUCGGCGAUUGCUCUUGUGGGAGCGCCUUCAGACAUCUACUACUACAGCGUCAUGACGAUCACCCCCUUCAUCGGGUUCUCUUUGAGCUACAUCGUGGGCAUCUACACCAUGAUUCCUCUGAUCUACCCUCUCCACCUGACAAGCCUCUACGAGUACCUGCUGCUGCGGUUCGAGUCCGACGUGGUGCGGAUUAGUGCCGUCUGCCUAGGUAUGCUACAGACACUCAGCUACAUGGGAAUCGCCCUGUUGACGCCAGCACUUAGUCUUCAGGCAGCUGCAGGAAUCCCUCUGUGGAUGUCUGUGGCGAUCGUGGGCGCCAUCGGAACUCUGUACACGGCUCUGGGAGGCAUCAAAAGUGUCGUCUGGGCAGACGCCUUUCAGUGUUUGGUCAUGUUUGGUGGACUUAUGGCGGUCAUCGUCAAAGGAAGUCUCACUGUGGGUGGAGGUAACGCCGUCUUUGAGGCAGCCAUGGCUGGCGGGAGAAUCCGCUUCUCCGAGAUCGACCCUGACCCUAGGACCAGGUUCUCCUGGUGGAGCAUCACCAUCGGAGGCAUGUUUGUCUGGUUCGCCAACAUCUUCAACCAAUCGAUGAUCCAGCGAGUCUCGGCCAUGAAGACGAUGAGGGAGGCCAAGAUCUCCUUCCUGCUCAACGUUCCCAUCCUGCUGUCGUUCGCAGCCAUGUUGGCGGCAUGUGGCAUCGUCCUCUACGCCUACUUUCAUUUCCUGCGAUGUGAUCCCUUCGAGGCCGGACUCAUUACUAGCAGGAACCAGCUGACUCCGUACUUCGUCCUGCAUGUACUCAGAGAUCUACCAGGGAUGUCCGGACUCUACAUGGCCACCCUGUUUAGUGCCGCCCUGAGUACUGUCUCCUCAGGUAUCAAUGCGCUGGCCGCCAUCACUGUAGAAGACUUCUUCAAGAGACCUCUAGCGAGGAUUUCAGAAAACACAGCCACACUGAUCACUAAGCUGAUUGUUUGUUUCUACGGGGUCUGCAGCGUCGGACUCGCCUAUGGCGCCAACUCCGUCAAGGGACCACUGACGCAGAUCGGUCUGUCCAUAUUUGGCGCCUGUGGGGGUCCUACGUGCGGGGUUUUCUUUCUAGGCGCUCUGAUCCCCUGGGCCAACAAAUAUGGCGCUUUCACUGGGGGCGUCCUUGGCCUUGGGCUCAAUGUGUGGAUGGCAAUAGGAAACCAGAUCUAUGGCAGAAAAAUCAAAUCACUGGAGCCUCCUCCAACAGACUUAUGUCACGGUAACUUAACUACCACAUAUAAUGACACUUUCACAUACAUUACAACUAGCGCGAUGGACUUAUCAGAAAGAUUUCCUCUUAGCUCGACAUCUCCGGGGAUUCCGUCAGAGAAAGACCCAUACGCAUUCGGGUUUUUCCUCUACGACAUUUCUUUCGAGUGGUACGGUCUCACUGGCUGUGUGGUCAGCUUCGGUGUUGGCCUCAUCGUUAGCCUGUGCUCUAGGAAAGCCGUGCAAUCCAAACCCAACCCUAAACUAAUUUUUCCGUUUGCCCGGAGACUGUGGUCGUUGCCGGAGCCUGUACACACAGCAGCCGAUGAGUUCAACAGCGAAGCUGUCAAGAAUAUGAAUCUGUCCAAGAAGAAGCUGCAAGAGUUUAACAACAGACAGUUCUCUUUUGUGAUCAGCGACGCCGAACAGGACAAGGAAGUGACAAGUUUACUAAAUACAGAGAAUCAUAAUAAAUAG